This is a messenger RNA of Tetrahymena thermophila SB210, 324 nucleotides long. RefSeq names its product AT hook motif protein. The record is from RefSeq and is a predicted model, not a curated record. The transcript has a single exon. NCBI's taxonomy places the organism in Eukaryota, Ciliophora, Oligohymenophorea, Hymenostomatida, Tetrahymenidae.
AUGAGUGCUAUUUUAAGCGAAAGGGAUAUUAAAAUAUUUAAAAGUAAUGUAGUUUCAGGACUUUUUGAUGGAGUUAUAUUUGGAAUAUGUUUUGGAGGUGUUUAUGGACCUGUUGCUUUAUACUAACCUGGAAUAUAAAACUUAGCAUAUAAGAGAUCUAUAUAUAAAUACAUAGGAAAAUCAAUAAUUAAAGGUGCACCAUUAGUAGCAAUUACUAGAUGCGUUGGAGAUAUUUGUGAUAGUUAAUAAAUAGGACCAGUAGGGAAAGGGUUAAUUACAUUUUCAGUAGCUAUUGCAUAUCUUAGCCUGACAAAAUUCCCUUGA